AUGACGGUCUUUAUUGCCUCGCUUUUCCUCCCUUAUACGAUUGACUUCAAGUCCACAGGUCAAAGUAGUGCGCGUCGACGCAGGUCAUCGCCCAGCUACUCAGCCGUCGAUAAUUCGGGCCUCGGUCCUAUUGAUGGGCGUCAAACCGAUCCCAGGCGCAAGCUUCGCGUCAGAUCGAGUAGCCUGGCGCUGACCCCGGGAGCAACAACCGAAGACGAGAAAAUCUUCAAGGCCUACGCAUCGCAAUCCGCAGGUGAGAUUCCCACCGCCGAUGACCCAGCCGGGCCCGGUCCCAAUGAGCCUCGUGCUGUACCUUGGGGCCAAAGCCGCAAGUUCAACCAACCCCGGUCGAAAGCGACACUUCACCCGGAACCAUCCAUCCUCAGCCGUCCAAGCUCCUGUCAGGAAUCCAGAGACUCCUUUUUGGUUGGUGCGCCCGGCCAGAUUGCAUCAAGUCAACCAGGAAGCCCCCGCGCCACAGCGUGCGAUGAUGAUUGGGCUGUCAAGGCCGCGGAGCAAGGCCAUGGAGGUCUCCAGAAUGCGAUCCAUGCCGCGGAGGAAGCGGGUGUUCUGCAGAACAAAUUGUGGGUAGGAACAUUGGGCAUGCCAACCGAUUCUCUGCAUGCUCUGACCAGAGAGGCUAUCCAAGGGACCCUCCGCGAAGAGUACGAAUCCCUCGCAGUGUUUGUCAGUGACAGCGAAUUUGAGGGUCACUAUGCCCAUUUCUGCCGAUCGGUGCUUUGGCCCGCUCUCCAUUAUCAGAUGCAAGAGAGUCCCCGUCAUAUAGAGUACGAUGAUUAUUCCUGGAAGCAGUACCUCAAGGUGAACGAGGCAUUCGCCGACGCGAUCGCCAAUAGCUGGCGCCCCGGAGACUGCAUCUGGAUCCACGACUAUCAUCUCCUGACUCUGCCAGGCCUUCUGAGAAAGAGACUACCUCAUGCCGAGAUUGGUUUCUUUCUGCACACAGCAUUUCCUUCGUCCGAGAUCUUUCGCUGUCUGAAGUCUCGAGAAGCAUUGCUCGACGGCCUUCUUGGUGCAGACUUGAUCGGCUUUCAAACGGAUGAAUACUGUCACCAUUUCCAGCACUCUUGCAGCCGGCUUCUCAGGCUUGAGGUGUCAGUUGAUGGAGUUCAGCUUAAACACAACGGCCGUUUUGUUCAAGUCAGAUGUUGCCCACUCGGUAUUGACUACGAAUCUCUGAAUAUUCUGCGUCAGUCAGCCGAAGUCAAAGUGUGGAUCUCUAGCAUCACUCAGCGAUACAGCGGAAAGCACAUGAUUGUGGCUCGAGAUCGCCUGGAUGUACCUGGAGGUGUCAAACAAAAGCUUCAUGCUUAUGAGCUCUUCCUGGAGAGGCACCCCGAGUGGAGGGACAAUGUUGUGCUGGUGCAAAUCACAUCUUCGGUUUCCGAUAUCCCGGAGCUUGAAACACAGAUCUCAAAAAUCGCCAUGAAGAUCAACUCUCUUUACUCGACAAUCACUCACCAACCUCUCGUUCUCCUCCAGCAAGACAUCAGCUAUUCCCAAUUCCUAGCUCUGCUGAGUGUGGCUGAGAUAUUCAUGGCCACCAACCUCCGCGAAGGCAUGAAUCUGACCAGCCACGAUUUCAUACACUGUCAGGACGGCGAACUAGCCCCACAGCGAUAUGGGUCCCUCAUAUUGAGUGAAUUUACGGGCAGUGCCUCUAUUUUCCAUGGCCAUGAGCUCAUUGUCAACCCAUGGGACUACAAACAAUGCGCCGAUGCUAUCAAAAAGGCCCUAGAAAUGUCUCCAGAGCAAAAGCAGUGCAACUGGAAAUUUCUCCUUGAACGCAAAUCCCCACACACGGCCUUGGCCUGGUACUCAUUUCUACAAACCGCACUCACGGACGCCCACAGCAUGCAGCAGGCUCGUGAUGCCCAGGCCGUCUGCCCGCUCCGCAUCGAGGAUCUCCGAGAAAACUACAAUUCCUCCGAAACGCGUCUUAUCUUCGUUGAAGAUGGCGCCACCUUUAUCACCCCCACUAACUCCGACCCAUCUAAGCCCUCACAAGAGGCGGUCGAGAUCCUCGAGAUCCUCGCAGACGACCCCAAGAACAUAGUGUAUCUCACUAGCAAUCGCAGCCCCGAACAACUUGACUCGAUGGCAAGCGUCCUCCCAGAAAACAUCGGCAUGAUAGCAGAGAAUGGCUGCUUCAUUAAGCUUCUGCGUGCACCAUUCUGGAUCUCGCUGGUGGAUGUCAAGCGCACCCAAAAUUGGCGUGCCGGUAUCCGCAAAGUGAUUGAGUAUUUCGCCGAGCGCACCGAAGGAAGCACCAUCGAAGAACGACGGUGUACAUUGACCUUCCACUGUUCUGAUGCCGUAGACCCAGAUAUUGCUGCCCGACAAGCCUCUGAGCUGGCAGAUCAAAUCAACGGCUCUCGUGGCAGCGAGCCUAUCCGGGUCGUGCGGGACAUCGGUGCCGUCAGCAUCGAGUCGCAACACGCAUCCAAGGCUGAGGCGGCUUCGUUUGUCCUGCAGAAGUUCCCAGAAAAUCACUUCCCCAAUUUUGUCUUUGUGGCCGGCGGGGCGAGAGGUGAUGAGGCUUUGUUUCGGUGGGCUAAUCGGUUGACUGUCGUGCCGUCCGCUGAGCUGCCAAAUCUGGCGGUUACUACUUUGACGGCCGGAACCCAUGCCACCGAAGCCCGGGCUAGGUUGCCCGAUGGUGUUUCGAUGGUGGCAGUUUUACGUUCUCUCGUGCCUGGUGAGAGUACCUGA
Penicillium argentinense is the source of this 2733-nucleotide messenger RNA. RefSeq names its product trehalose-6-phosphate synthase. NCBI's taxonomy places the organism in Eukaryota, Fungi, Ascomycota, Eurotiomycetes, Eurotiales, Aspergillaceae. Gene Ontology annotation, molecular function: catalytic activity. The record is from RefSeq and is a predicted model, not a curated record. Gene Ontology annotation, biological process: trehalose biosynthetic process. Gene Ontology annotation, cellular component: cytosol; alpha,alpha-trehalose-phosphate synthase complex (UDP-forming). The coding region runs from base 1 to 2733 and encodes 910 amino acids. The transcript is spliced from 3 exons.